AUGGCGGCCGAUACUCUACGAAAGCGAAAUCUUCCAACGGCGUCCCCCACCGACACGAGUCCUGCUUUCGGCGACGGAGGAACCGGCACGAGUGACCAUCCAGCCGGCGAAAUCAAAUAUGGCGCGUGGAGUCAGGUCCUGCGCGCAAUGCUUCUUCUGACAUGGUUCAACUGCGGCGCGGUCUGCAUCAACGUGACCCAAUUCCUCGGGGCACCGCUCUACUGGUGGAACAAAGACUACUAUUAUGCAUACAUGGCGUUGACGAAGCAGUCGUUUGCUAUUCUGGGGAUCGCAGCCACACGAUGGUUCACACCUACCAAAAUCCGCGUCAGUUGGGACAAGGAUCUGCGGGGACAAUUUCACAAAAACACGGCGGGAAGGCUGGAAACCACGUUCCCCGAACGGCUGGUCUACCUGGCGAACCACCAGGUCUACACGGAAUGGCUGUACCUAUGGUGGUUCGCGUACACGAGUAAAAUGCAUGGCCACAUCUUCAUCAUCCUGAAAGAGUCGCUCAAGUACGUCCCCGUGCUGGGCCCGGGCAUGAUGUUCUAUGGGUUCAUUUUCAUGGCGAGGAAAUGGGCCUCAGACAAACCCCGCCUUGAACAUCGUCUGGAGAAGCUGAAAUCCCGCCACAGUGGUCCAAUGUCCGGCUCGGCAGGGUUGGAUCCAAUGUGGUUGUUGAUCUUCCCGGAAGGCACCAACCUGUCUGCCAACACCAAAAGGAUCAGUACAAGAUGGGCGGAAAAACAGGGCAUUCCUAACACGAAGCAUGUCCUGCUCCCACGCAGCACCGGUCUCUUCUUCUGUCUACAGCAACUACAAGGUACUGUGGAAUGGAUGUACGACUGUACCAUAGCGUACGAGGGGACUCCGAAAGGUGGCUUCGCUCCCGACUACUUCACCAUCCGAUCUACAUACCUACAAGGCCGGCCUCCGAAAUGCGUCAACAUGCAUUGGCGCCGGUUCGCCGUGUCGUCCAUCCCGCUGAACGACGCAAAGGAGUUCGAGAAAUGGCUACUGGACCGUUGGCGGGAAAAGGACGAUCUCCUGGAGCAGUGGUACGAGACGGGCUAUUUUCCAGGCGACGCCGAAGCGGCAGACGCAUCCCGCGGCAUCUCCAAGGCCGGAUACAUUGAAACGGAAAUGACGCUCAACAACUGGAUGGAAAUCGGUCAGAUCUUCGUCGUCUUGGCCAGCGCCGCUUUGGUCGUCAAUGUCGGUGUGAAGUUCUUCCGCUUGUUUACGACGGCGAGAUGA
Molecule: messenger RNA, 1260 nt
Organism: Capronia coronata CBS 617.96
Lineage: Eukaryota; Fungi; Ascomycota; Eurotiomycetes; Chaetothyriales; Herpotrichiellaceae
Exons: 2
Coding region: 1-1260 (419 amino acids)
Cellular component (GO): endomembrane system
Molecular function (GO): acyltransferase activity
Source: RefSeq, a predicted model, not a curated record